GCCCCGUAUGUCAGCGGUGUGUUGGUAGUUUACUAUUACUACCGAAGAUGGCGGAGCUAAGCGCCAAGCAUCCGGCUAGGUCUGCCACCGCCAAACGACAACGACACGAGCAGAUAAAGCGUUGGAAGGAAGACGAAACGAGUAGAGCGUCAACGCAACCGAGAAGCAGUCGUGCAGAGAACCGCGUCAAGUUCGAAGAAGGAGUCAUCUUUCUAGCCGCCACGGCUAGCGACGACGAGGACGAAGUGAGGCGACUUCUGAAGGAGGGAAGUGACGUGAAUUUUGCGAAUGUAGACGGUCUGACAGCGCUUCACCAGUGUUGUAUCGACGACAACGAGGAUAUGAUUCGGCUGCUGUUAGCUGAAGGAGCGAACAUUGACAGGAUGGACAACGAGGGUUGGACUCCACUUCACGCAGCUGCCAGUUCUGGGAAUAUGAGUAUCGUCAAGCUGCUUGUGGAGAAGGGUGCAAAUGCGGCUUUAGCCAAUAACGAAGGGGAGCUGCCUCUAGACUUGGCUGAAGAAGAGGAAGUGAAGGAGUAUUUGGAGAAAGUGGUAGAAACCUAUGGGAUUGAUGUUGAGCAGGCUCGAAAUGCUGAGGAAUGGACGAUGCUGGAAGAUGUUGAGAAGCUUUUAGAAUGUGGUGAAGCAAUGGGUGAAGCAACAGGAGGCGCUACGGCAUUACACGUUGCUUGUGCCAAGGGCUACCUUCAUGUCAUCAAUCUUCUGUUGCAAGCUGGUGUUGAGGUCAACAGUAGAGAUAGGGAUGGAUGGACACCUCUUCAUGCCUGUGCUCACUGGGAUCAAAUGACAGCAGCUGAGAUGGUGAUUACUGCAGGAGCAAGAUUUGACAUCAUGACUUAUGCUGGUGAAUCUCCUGAAGAUCUUGUUGAAAGUGAUGAGCAGAGAAAGAAACUACUUGAAAUGAGGAGGCGAAUUGAUAGUGCCAAGAGAACAGGAAGCAUGGCAAGAAACAAGCCUGGUGAUGUAUUUGAAGCAAUGCAGCGAAUUAGAACUGACUCGAUGAUGAAACGACGAACAUCUAUCACACGGAUGAAAAAAGACAUAGCAGGGAAACGAGAUAUCUCACAAGAACGGAACAUUCAGGAAUCAUUCAAUGAGACAAAGCGAAGUACUUCGAAUGGAUCUCCACUACGUGAUGAUGGUUCUUCGGAAUUGCAGAAGCCUUCUCCUGCAUUGCUUAGGCGUAAUGGUCUUGAAAGAUCGAGCUCUAGAGAGUUUGAUACGCCAGGAUCUGUGAAGCCAUUGGGAAGUGGAGCUAGCAAAGCUUUUGCAAACCUUCUGAAUUCUCCAAUUGGAUUUAGAAAGCAUCCUCCUAAAGGGAUUGAAGAUGGAGCAUCACUGGGUACAGAGAGCUCAACUAUCUUACCUUACAAGGCAACUAAUGCUAAUACUGAUGAUACAGACAGUGAUGGGAUAGAUGGGAGGCAAAGCGGUAAGUUGGAUAAUUCACCUGAUCAAAGAUCCCUAAAUGCUGGAUCAACUCCGAUGCCAAUAGCUAUGACUGUGAACAAACCUGGCCUGUAUGGGGUUCAUACAGAUGAAAGUGUGACUGGUGUGGGAGUUUCACCACUUUCGAAAAGACCUGCAGAAAGGGACAGUGGAAAUGGAGCUGUGGAAUCAGUGGCUGCUGCUAGACUGUCAGAUUCAUUGCCAGUAGUGAGUCCAAGUCGAAGUGGAGUUAAUGAAGAAAAUGAAAAGCUUCCAGAGGCCAAACGUCGUGACAAGGCAAAACAGAAACGUCAGAAGAGACGCCCAACUCAACCUGUCUCAGUAUCUGAUGUGCAAGAAGCUAGAGACGCACUGGAAGAACCAGAGAGCGGAGAUGAAGAUGUUGAAAGUACACCUGCAGCCACUCAACCUAAAGAGCCUGUCGAGUCUUCUCCUACUGUGACCAAGUCACGAGCUUCAGGCUCAGAAAUGAUGCGGAGAAAAAAGGCACGUAAAUCUCGAGAAGACAGACCACAAACAGGUGGUAGUGAAUUGUUUCAGGCUCUCAAAGAAGCUGUAGAUGCAAAGAAUAAUGAAACUAAUGAUAAUGGUGAUGAUUUGGAAUCACUGAAAGUUAGUGAUGAGGAACAAGAAGAAAAAGAAGAAGACUUAGAAGAUGAAGAAGCACCAGAAAGAAACAAGACAUCACUGAAGCAGUCUGCUUUUAAGCCACGUGCACGGCCCAAGCCUAAACUUUUUGUUGACGAACCCAAUAAUGCAGAACAAGUAUCAUCAAAACGUCGAGAACCAGAAGGAAGCAGUGGAGAUUCAUCGGCUGUUGCUGUGAAGCAGCAGGUGGACAGACUGCAAGAUCCAGGAACGAGUCAAGCCAGCAAUCCUUCAUCCCCUCGACGACAACCGAAAAGAUACAUUUCAAAGGGUUCUGAGAAAUCAGGUCAGAGGAGGGGUACUGGUUAUAUAUGGGACGCUCAGUCAUCAGGCAAUCAGGGCGAAGGUACCAGAGAUUUGGAAGAAAGAAUACCCAAUACUGAGCAGCAAGAGACUGAACCAAGAAAGAAGACAGUAGUUACGAGGACUGUAACUAGGAAAUACGUCAAAAAGCCCCGAAGACCUACAGGACCUGUCGAUGCAGAUGAACUAAAAGAGUCCUCAGUUAUGCAAGAGGGACACGGGUCAACUAAACAAGGGAUGGCUGAACGUACAGGAGGUGAUGGAGUGAAUGGCAGUACUACAACUGGAGAGCCUACAUCAUCUCAAAUGAGUGGUUUAAGUCCAAGAUUAGCUAGGUCUUCUUCUCAUCAGAGCUCUAGUAGCCCGGAAAGAUCGGAUUAUAAGCAGCUGUUUGAAGAAGAAAGAACAAAAUAUGAUAAACUUAAAGAAAAGUAUUUGCAGUCACAGCUUGAUGUCAGAGACUUGCAGACACAAUUAAAGCAGGCUGUAGAAAGAAUUGAGGAAAUGCGCUCAAAGUAUGAAACUGAGAGAAGGGAGAGAAAAGCACUAGAAGCUCGUCUUGAAGAGAUAGAAAGAAUAUCAUCAGAAGUUGGUGAUGCAAGCAAGCAGAUUGCCAAACUGAAAGAUGAAAACGCUGCUCUCAUUCGUGUGAUAGGGAAGCUGUCUCGUUCAACACCAACUUAGCUGUUACGAGGUAGUUGGAACGAGCUUGGUUGGGUUCAUAGCCAAGGUGCUGUGCACAGGCCUACUAGAUCAGACACAGCUUUAGGAUAACAUUGUUUCUUCUAAAUUUCAUAAAUAGUGUAAGGACAAUAGACUACUGUAAUUGUUUGAGUAGAGUAUCUAGAAGAUUAAAUAGAUCAAUACGAUUGCAACUCAACUGUA
Messenger RNA from Corticium candelabrum, 3308 nucleotides. RefSeq names its product protein phosphatase 1 regulatory subunit 12A-like. Gene Ontology annotation, molecular function: enzyme inhibitor activity; protein kinase binding; phosphatase regulator activity. The record is from RefSeq and is a predicted model, not a curated record. The coding region runs from base 48 to 3107 and encodes 1019 amino acids. Lineage: Eukaryota; Metazoa; Porifera; Homoscleromorpha; Homosclerophorida; Plakinidae. The transcript has 17 exons. Gene Ontology annotation, cellular component: cytoplasm.